Molecule: messenger RNA, 1368 nt
Organism: Neurospora tetrasperma FGSC 2508
Lineage: Eukaryota; Fungi; Ascomycota; Sordariomycetes; Sordariales; Sordariaceae
Exons: 1
Coding region: 1-1368 (455 amino acids)
Biological process (GO): tRNA N1-guanine methylation
Cellular component (GO): nucleus
Molecular function (GO): tRNA binding
Source: RefSeq, a predicted model, not a curated record
AUGGCGGACCAAACCCCCCAAGUCGCUGUGGCCCAAACAGAACCUUCAGCAGACACCAUAUCGACAGCCAAUUCAAAGCGAAAGGCGGAGGAGCAGAUAACAAAAGAGAUGGUCGAGCAACAACAAACCGAGCAGCCGGCUUCCAGCAGCAGCGAGGAGCAGCAACCGACCGAGCAAACCACAACCACCACCACAGACAACGCUCAAGAGCCACAAGCCCAACAAGAACAACAAGGAGAAGAUGACACCCCCAAGAUCUCCAAGAACCAACUCAAGCGUCUCCGCCGCCAAGCAGCCCACGAGCAAUUCCGACAAGAACGCAAGGAAAAGCGCAAAGAAAAGCGACACCAACAACAAGCCAAGAAGCGAGCCCUCAAAGAAGCUGUGGUAGCCGAAGCCCAAGCGGCCGGCCAGGACCCAGAGGAGGCUCUGAAAAAACUGUGCAAGGAGCCGUGGGUGGCGCACCCCGUUCCCGUGGCCUUCAUCAUCGACUGCGACUUUGAGGAGUACAUGCGGGAAAACGAAAUUGUGUCGCUGUCGUCGCAGAUUGUGCGGUCCUACUCGCAGAACCGCCGGGCCAAGUACCAGGCGCAGCUGGUCAUCAGCUCGUGGAAGGGCAAGCUCAAGGACCGGUUCGAGCGGGUGCUGAAGAACGCCCACCUGAACUGGAAGGGCGGCGUAAAGUGCGUCGAGGGCGACUUUAUGCAGGCGGCGGAGAUUGCGAAGGGUAUGAUGGAGGAGGCUGAUGUCAAAGAGGGCAUGAUCGAUCUCCUCAAGCCGAGUGGAAAUGGUGGGUUGUUGCUUCCUGAGCCGGAAGCCGAGGAGACGGAAGAGGGUGGUGAUGCUGCUGCUGCUGCUGCUGCUGCUGCGGCUCCCAAGCCGAAGCCCGAGGAAGAGGCCGAGGAUGUGAACCAGUCGAUUGUUUACCUGUCGGCAGAGUCUGACUACACCCUGGACAAGCUAGAAGCCAACACGUGCUACGUCAUUGGCGGCCUGGUGGAUAGGAACCGCGAGAAGGGCCUCUGCUACGGCCGGGCCAAGGCGGCAAAGGUGCGGACGGCCAAGCUGCCGAUUGGAGAGUAUAUGGCGAUGCAGAGCCGCUACGUCCUCACGACAAACCAGGUUGUAGAGAUCAUGGCCAAAUGGCUCGAGUGCGGUGACUGGGGUGAGGCGUUCCUGACCGUUAUUCCCAAGAGAAAGGGCGGAACCCUCAAGGCAGAGUCGUCGUGUGGUACCCCUGCUGCGGACAACGGCGAGGAUGAUGAAGAGGAGGAGAACGGCACCGAAGAAGCCAAUGGUGAGGCUGCAGCUCCCGAGGUCACAGACCAGACGACAGAGCAAGCACAGGAUGUGCAAAUGUCUGGGUAG